AUGGCGGUGAACCGGAUAAAGGGCGCGUUCGCGGUCCCCCGUAAGGGCGAGACCUUCGAGCUGCGUGCCGGGCUCGUCUCGCAGUAUGCCUACGAGAGGAAGGAGGCGAUUCAGAAGACCAUCAUGGCCAUGACACUGGGCAAGGAUGUGUCUGCCCUGUUCCCCGACGUUCUCAAGAACAUCGCGACGGGCGACCUGGACCAGAAGAAGCUUGUCUAUCUAUAUCUGAUGAACUACGCGAAAUCACAUCCCGACCUCUGCAUCCUCGCCGUCAACACCUUCGUCCAAGACUCAGAAGACCCGAACCCGCUCAUAAGAGCCCUGGCCAUACGGACGAUGGGCUGCAUCAGAGUCGACAAGAUGGUCGACUACAUGGAGGAGCCCCUGCGCAAGACGCUCCGCGACGAGAGCCCCUACGUGCGCAAGACGGCCGCCAUCUGCGUCGCCAAGCUGUUCGACCUCAACCCGACCAUGUGCAUCGAGAACGGCUUCCUCGAGAUCCUGCAGGAGCUCAUCGGCGACCCGAACCCCAUGGUCGUCGCCAACUCGGUCCAGGCGCUGUCCGAGAUCAACGAGACCGCACCCGAGACCAAGGCCCUCGUCGUCACGCCCGCGAUGCUCAAGAAGCUGCUCAUGGCCAUCGCUGAGUGCACCGAGUGGGGGAGGGUCACCAUCCUGUCCACGCUGGCCGACUACCCGCCCGCGGACGUCAAGGAGUCGGAGCACAUCUGCGAGAGGGUGGCGCCGCAGUUCCAGCACGUCAAUCCCAGCGUGGUGUUGGCUGCUGUCAAGGUGGUGUUCAUCCACAUGAGGAUCAUCAGCCCGGAGCUGGUACGGCAGUACCUUAAGAAGAUGGCUCCUCCUCUAGUGACCCUCGUCGCAUCCGCCCCGGAAGUACAAUACGUUGCCUUGAGAAAUAUCGACCUCCUCCUGCAGGCCAAACCCGACAUCCUCAGCAAAGAGCUCAGGGUGUUCUUCUGCAAGUAUAACGACCCGCCGUACGUCAAAAUGCAGAAGCUUGAGAUCAUGGUGCGGAUAGCCAACGACAAGAACUUCGACCACCUGCUUGCCGAGCUGAAGGAGUACGCCCUCGAAGUCGACAUGGACUUUGUGCGCCGCGCGAUCAAGGCCAUCGGGCAAGUGGCAAUCAAGAUCGAGAGCGCAGCCGAGAAGUGCGUCAAUGCUCUUCUGGACUUGAUAGCGACCAAGGUCAACUACGUGGUGCAGGAGGUCAUUGUGGUGAUCAAGGAUAUUCUGCGGAAGUACCCGGGCUACGAAGGAGUCAUCCCUACGCUUUGCAACCAUAUCGAUGAACUUGAUGAGCCGAAUGCAAGAGGGUCGCUGAUAUGGAUCGUCGGAGAGUACGCUGAAAAGAUCAACAAUGCAGAUGAGAUAUUAUCUGGAUUCGUGGAUGAGUUUAUGGAGGAGUUCACACAGACACAACUGCAGAUCCUCACAGCAGUGGUGAAACUGUUCCUCAAGAAGCCAAGUAACAAUCAAGGACUCGUCCAAAAGGUGCUACAACAAGCAACGGCGGAUAACGACAACCCGGACAUUAGAGAUCGAGCCUAUGUCUACUGGCGACUGCUGUCAGGGGACCUCGACGUCGCUAAGAACAUCAUCCUCUCUCAGAAACCCGCAAUCUCCACAACCAUUUCCAGCCUCCCAACCGCCUUACUAGAGCAGCUCCUCAGCGAGCUGUCCACCCUCGCGUCCGUCUACCACAAGCCGCCCGAGUCGUUCGUCGGCAAGGGCCGCUUCGGCGCCGACGAGAUCCAGCGCGCCGCCAUCCAGGAGCAGCGCCGCGAGGCCGCCGACAACCCCAUUGCCGCCUCGGUCGCAGCAGCCGCGAACGGGGCCCAGCCCCAGAGCAACGUCGAGAACCUCCUGGACAUCGACUUCGACGGCGCGGCGCCAGCCUCCCAGGAGCAGGCGAGCGCGGCGGCCACGCCGGACAGGGUCGCGAGCCCCGCGGUCGGAGGCGCCGCCGGUGCAUCCUCGUCGGGCGGCAUGGCGGACAUGAUGGGGCUGUUCGACGUGAGCUCACCCACUGGGUCGUCCACCGCGCCGCCGCCGAUGGGCGGUGGCUUUGGCGGUGCUGGCGGCGGCGGUGCCAUGGGCGACAUGAUGAACGGCUUCGCGGGCAUGGACCUGAGCGGGAACAGCGCGCCGCCUCCACCCGGGCAGCAGUUGCACCCACAGGGGACGGGCAGCCAACCGCAGACUCCGCAGGGGCAGCAGCAAAGUGGUGGGGGUAGCGAUGACCUGCUUGGGCUAUUCUAA
Molecule: messenger RNA, 2283 nt
Organism: Diaporthe citri
Lineage: Eukaryota; Fungi; Ascomycota; Sordariomycetes; Diaporthales; Diaporthaceae
Exons: 5
Coding region: 1-2283 (760 amino acids)
Biological process (GO): intracellular protein transport; vesicle-mediated transport
Cellular component (GO): membrane coat
Molecular function (GO): clathrin binding
Source: RefSeq, a predicted model, not a curated record